This is a messenger RNA of Saccoglossus kowalevskii, 1293 nucleotides long. Its product is annotated as LRP2-binding protein-like. NCBI's taxonomy places the organism in Eukaryota, Metazoa, Hemichordata, Enteropneusta, Harrimaniidae. Gene Ontology annotation, molecular function: protein binding. The record is from RefSeq and is a predicted model, not a curated record.
UGAACAUUUGCUUCAUUCAGUCGCUACAGUCACUAUGCUGUUUCCAUGCUGAAAUUACUGAUAUUUUACCUCUAUAGUUUCAGUUGUCACCAAAAUGUGUUACUAGUGUUUCGUGCGACGAAGAAAGUGCCGUAACAAUCUAACAAUGGAACACAAAUUACAAGAAAGACCUAAGCUUACUUCAGAGCCUCUACCGUCGGUCACUGCCAGUGUCACGAGUCUAAUAAGCCAUGAGAAUAGUUUGCAUAUAGACAACGAAGAAGGUUACACAACUGAAGAAUUCAAUGAGAAAAUUGAGACUCUUCUGCUUGAGAGGAUUCGGGGAGGUGACAAACUAGCUAUUUUUCAGUUGGGACAAUAUUUUUUUGAGCAGGAGAAUUACAGUGCUUCUUUAAAACAGUUUGAUAGAAUUAAAGAUGAAGAUUUCCAGGCCUUGUACCAGCUUGGUGUUAUGUACUAUGAUGGACUAGGAACAACAGAAAACUAUAAACUUGGAGUUGAGUAUAUGAAAAACAUUGCUACUUCUCAGAGCAAACGAGCCAAACAUCUACGGCAUGCGGCCCAGUACAAUGUUGGCAGGGCAUGUAUGGAAGGAUUCGGUGUUAAACAGUCAUACGAGGAAGCAGAGAAAUGGUGGUUGUUAGCAGCUGAUGACGGCAAUCCACAGGCCAGUAUCAAAGCACAAACUUCGCUUGGCAUGUUCUAUUCCAGAGAUGAAACUAAAGAUUUAAAAAAAGCAUUUUUCUGGCACUCUGAAGCGACAGGCAAUGGCAGCUUGGAAUCACAAGGAGCACUAGGGGUCAUGUAUGAAACAGGACAGGGAUGUAUACAGGACUCAGACUCUGCUUUUCAGUGCUUGAAAGAAGCCUCAGAGCGAGGUAACGUCUAUGCCAUGGGUAACCUGGUGUCGCAUUAUUAUAGAAGGAAACUGUAUACUAAAGCAGCAGAGACAGCAGCCAGAGUGUCCUUACUGAAUGAUGUUGCAAAGAUAGCUAAGGAAACUGAUUGUCUACCGAUAUUUAUUGCCAAGGGAAUUGCAUUGGGAUGUUUUUUUUAUGCUAGAUGUCUACAUCAAGGUUUAGGUGUUGUCAAAAACAAAGUGGAAGCUCAAAAGUUCUAUUCCAAAGCGUAUGAAUUUGACCCAGCUACAACUCAGUGGUUACAGAACUUAGUGACACUUGGUAAAAUAUAGACUGUAUAUUGGACAUAGCAGAGGAAAAUAUAAACAAAACCAAAGACUGUGACAUACUUUUACAUGAAUUACUGUAAUUAUCCAUGACAUAUUAUCUGUAU